This is a messenger RNA of Panthera uncia (snow leopard), 1009 nucleotides long. It is a transcript of the gene BCL2L12, whose product is annotated as BCL2 like 12. Lineage: Eukaryota; Metazoa; Chordata; Mammalia; Carnivora; Felidae. Gene Ontology annotation, biological process: regulation of apoptotic process. The transcript is spliced from 7 exons. The record is from RefSeq and is a predicted model, not a curated record. The coding region runs from base 9 to 779 and encodes 256 amino acids.
GUGCCCCCAUGGCAGGCUCGGAAGAGCUGGGGCUCCGGGAGGACACGCUGAGAGUCCUAGCGGCCUUCUUUAGGCGAGGCGAGGCCGCCGGGUCCCCCAUUCCAACCCCACCCAGGAGUCCUGCCCAGGAGGAGCCAACAGAUUUCCUGAGCCGUCUUCGAAGAUGUCUUCCCUGCCCCCUGGGGCGAGGAGCAGUUCCCCCUGAGUCCCCUCGGCCUUGCUCCCUGCCCCUCCGCCCAUGCUAUGUUUCAGAGCCUGGCCCAGCUACUCCGGAUUUCUAUGCUCUGGUGGCCCAGCGGCUAGAACAGCUGGUCCAAGAGCAACUGAGAUCCCCACCUAGCCCAGAGUUACAGGGUCCCCCACCCACAGAGAAGGAAGCCCUGCUGCGGAAGCUGGUGGCCCUGCUGGAGGAAGAGGCAGACGUCAUCAACCAGAAGCUGGCCUCGGACCCCGCCCUGCGCGGAAAGCUGGCCCGCCUCUCCGCGGGCUCCUUCGCCCGCCUGGUGGAGCUGUUCUCCUGCCGGGAGAGCAGCCCUCUGCCCGGUCGCGCACGCCCCUCCUUGCCCUGCCCCGGGCCCCCUCCGCCUUCCCCGGAGCCCCUGGCCCGCCUGGCCCUGGCCAUGGAGCUGAGCCGCCGCGUGGCCGGGCUGGGGGGCACCCUGGCCGGACUCAGCGUGGAGCACGUGCACAGCUUCGCGCCCUGGAUCCAGGCCCACGGGGGCUGGAGUGGCAGGAGCUGGCCAGAUGCGUUGGAGCCAGUAGAGAGAGGAGGCCAGUAGCGCUUCAGGAGGGAGGGCAUCCUGGCCAUUUCACCCGUGGACUUGAACUUACCCCUGGACUGAGAUCUUCCUCAGAAGCUGCUACCAGAUUAGACCUCAUGUCUCUAUGCUCUUCCUGUGCUUUGCCAAACCUUCCUGUUCCGCUCAGGGUUGUGGGGUGGGUUGCCCUGCCUGUUUCUGCCAAAAAGAAAUUGUUUUAAAUUUUUUCACAUUAAAGACUUUUUCAAGUA